GAAUACCGUUCACCGUCGAUCCACGAGUAGACGCUUUCAAAUACGGUAUGCAGUCGUAGGAUCACGUACAAACGUACCUCAAGUCGAAUUCGGAGAAAAAUGUCCGGAAGUAUUUUGGUUGUCCUGGCGGCAGUAGUGACUGUCGUCGUCCUUGAAUCUUCGGCGGUGACGAACGAAGAGACUUUCAUUAUCGACUCAGUGAACGGGGACCCAGGCAACACGUGGAGGGCCAGCGACACCAACGUUAUCCCAGGAGACGGAAAACACUUCAAACAGUUGAUGGGCGUAUUGCCCAGAAACGGAAACUCUUUCAGGUUCGCUCCGAUAAAGAAAAGCGUCGAAAGCGAAUCCAACGAAGCCCUCCCCGAGCAUUUUGACGCCAGAGAACGAUGGCCCGAGUGCUUGUCCUUGUUGGAUUCGAUCAAGGACCAGUCUAACUGUGGAUCGUGUUGGGCCGUGUCUGCGGCUUCAGUGUUCAGCGACCGCCUUUGCAUAGCCACAGGUGGUGCUGUGGCGAGAAACCUGUCCGCCGAACAGUUGAACACUUGUUGCUAUCGAUGUGGUAACGGAUGUGACGGUGGGUCACCGGAGGCAGCGUGGUAUUUCUUCAUGAGACACGGUAUCGUCACGGGUGGAGAUUACGAAUCUGGAGACGGUUGUCAACCAUACAGCAUUUAUCCGUGUGGCAAAGGAAGGAAUACUUGCAUAGACGAUGAUAUCGACACGCCCGAUUGUUCGAUAAGAACUUGCACCAACUCAAACUACACGAAAGGCUACAGAGCUGAUUUGCAUUAUGUUGAUACCGUAUACUCGCUGUCGAGAUCUGAAGAAGACAUCAUGACUGAUAUAUACAAAAACGGUCCCGUCCAAGCGGCUUUCUAUGUGUACACAGAUUUCAUGUACUACAAAAGCGGUACGAGAAUACGCGGCAGCGUUAUAUACUCUACCCAAAGAGAUCGUCAAAUAGCGGUCCGUGGUCGAACAUAAAUAUCUGACCCGCAGACAGAGCAUUAAUUUCUUAGAUUAUAAGGUACUACAUUCAAUUUGGAUGGGUCCCGAAAUCAUCCAGAAGUUAUUACUUAGGACCUCCAAAAAUAUCAAUUAGUGAUCCCUGUCCUAUAGUAUCUACAAUGCUAGUUCUCAUACAGUAAUUAUUUCGAACGAUUUUUUUAAUUAUUAUAUGUAAGUUAUUAACUGUAAUAUUUGUAUUAUAUUAUUCUUAUCGUGCGAAAAUCGAGCUAUUUGUGGACUAUUAAAUGCAGUCUUGGCAUCAACAUGUUGGAGCCAGAAAAAUUUAAGUUUUUCAUUUAUGUACAGAUUUCAGUGUACUAUGCCAUGCACUUUAAUAGUGUAUAAUAUUAUAAAUGUAUUUAUGCAUACACGUAUGCAUCACAUUUAUGAUAUUCUGAAAAAAACAACUCAUCAUUUUCAACUCAAACAAAACUGAAACGGUAGAUAGAUUGAUUGCAAUGGAUUGCCGACUAAAACAGAUAUGAGUUAUUAGUCGGGUUUUAUUAAAUUUAAUAUAUUUUUUAAAUUUUAAAUGACGAGUAUGAAAAUCCACAGUUUUUUAAAUAAUUAGCAUCACAUUUUGCACACAUUAUUUGUGAUCCCGAUCGGAUUGUUAGAGUAUUAUAUGGGUAACAGCAAUCAUAGUAUGUUAAAGACAAUACACAGGCUAAGGCUUAUGGAGUCAAAUAAUACUCUACUGAUUUCGACUAUUCAAUAAAGGUUUUGAUAA
This is a messenger RNA of Myzus persicae (green peach aphid), 1741 nucleotides long. Its product is annotated as cathepsin B-like cysteine proteinase 4. Gene Ontology annotation, cellular component: lysosome. Lineage: Eukaryota; Metazoa; Arthropoda; Insecta; Hemiptera; Aphididae. The transcript has 6 exons. The record is from RefSeq and is a predicted model, not a curated record. Bases 100 to 987 code for a protein of 295 amino acids. Gene Ontology annotation, molecular function: cysteine-type endopeptidase activity.